CAACUUGAGUAGAACCUCACUGUAACAGUGUGAUACAAAUCAAACAAGUAAUCUCAUCUGUAAUGUUGUCCUAAACCCAUUGAUGGAUUUUGUAAAUCUUUUUACAGGUAAAAAAUGAGAAGGAAUUUGUCUGCAGGCAGCUCAAACACGACACGCCAGUUUUGCUGUCUCUGUCCUGAUAUUUAAGAAGUGGAGCAAGGGAUUCAAUUGACCAUUCCUCAUUUGACCAACCGUCAUUUUACACAGGAGAAAGGCCGUUCACCUGUUCAGACAGUGGGAGUGGAUUCACUCAGUUAUCACAAUUGAAGGUACAACAACAAGUUCACAUUGGCCAAGGCCAUUCAUCUGUUCUGCGUGUGUGAGAAAGGAUUCAUUUGGUCUUCCCACCUGUGGACACACCUGUCUGUUCACACCACACUGGGCAGAGGCUGGUCAUCUGUUGAACUUCUGGGAAAGGAUUCACUCAGUUAUCUGACCUAAUGGCUCACCAGCCAGUUCACACUGGGGAGAAGCCAUUCACCUGCUCAGUCUGUGAGAAGAGAUUCACUCACUCUUCCACCCUAUGGAAACAUCAGCGAGUUCACACUGGGGAGAAGCCAUUCACCUGCUCAGAAUGUGGGAAGGGAUUCACUGAGUCGUCCACUCUACUGGUACAUCAGCGAGUUCACACUGGGGAGAGGCCAUUCACCUGCUCAGUCUGUGAGAAGAGAUUCACUCGGUUAUCCCACCUCCAGAGUCAUCAGCGAGUUCACACUGGGGAGAGGCCGUUCUCCUGCUCAGAAUGUGGGAAGAGAUUCACUGAGUUAUCCAACCUACAGAGUCAUCAGCGAGUUCACACUGGGGAGAAGCCAUUCACCUGCUCAGAAUGUGGGAAGAGAUUCACUGAGUUAUCCAACCUACAAAGUCAUCAGCGAGUUCACACUGGGGAGAGGCCGUUCUCCUGCUCUGAAUGUGGGAAAGGAUUCUCUGAGUUAUCCACCCUACAGAGACAUCAGCAAGUUCACACUGGGGAGAAGCCAUUCACCUGCUCAGUAUGUGGGAAGAGAUUCACUCAGUUAUCCACCCUACAGAGUCACCAGCGAGUUCACACUGGGGAGAAACCGUUCCCCUGUUCAGAGUGUGGGAAGAGAUUCACUCAGUCAUCCACCCUACAGAGACACCAGCGAGUUCACACUGGGGAGAAGCCAUUCACCUGCUCAGUCUGUGGGAAGAGAUUCACUGAUUCAUCCACCCUACAGAGACACCAGCAAAUUCACACUGGGGAGAAGCCGUUCACCUGCUCAGUCUGUGGGAAGGGAUUCACUCAGUCAUCCACCCUACAGAAUCACCAGCGAGUUCACACUGGGGAGAGGCCGUUCACCUGCUCAGUCUGUAGGAAGAGAUUCACUCAUUUAUCCAGCCUACAGAGACAUCUGCAAAUUCACACUGGGGAGAAGCCGUUCAGCUGCUCAGUCUGUGGGAAGGGAUUCACUCAGUCAUCCACCCUACAGAGUCACCAGCGAGUUCACACUGGGGAGAAGCCGUUCACCUGCUCAGACUGUGGGAAGGGGUUCAUUUAUUUAUCAAGCCUACAGAGACAUCAGCGCGUUCACACCGAGGAGAAGCCGUUUACCUGCUCAGAAUGUGGGAUAGCAUUCACUCAGUCAUCCCAACUACUGGCUCACCAGUCAGUUCACAAUGGGGAGUGGCCAUUGUUAUGAAUCCCUAGGUUUCGUUUGCUGUAGGCUGUCAUUUUAAGAGAAAGAGAUUAAGGUGAUUCAGUCUGAUUUGCAGCUUGUUUAGUUUUAACUGAGGACACAGACACUCAGAGUCAGACAGAGAUGAAAGAGGUAAAAUGGAAGAAUUGAAACCAGGGAACUAGUGGCCAAGGGUCACCAUUUGGAACUUUCCUAUGCCCACAAGGGUGGAUUAAUCAUCAAUUCACCGUACAUCGAAUGUGUAGUUGUCACCUCAUUUGAUCCAGAGGAGUGGAUCUGAUUUGGGGAUCCUGUGAAGACUGCUGAUGUGUUAACCCUUGCCUGGAUGUGGUGUGGUAAUUCACUUGAAGAUGAUACCCCUUGUGACAAGUCACUUUGGGUGAUAAUUAGUAUGUGAGAUUUUGGAAUGACGACAGAUAAAAUCUACAGCGACUGUUCUCUCAUUUUCCCACCGUGGAACCUGAGGAAUUCGAGAUAAUUGCCUUCUCUUGACAUUUACCCCAGAUUACAAAUAUCUCUCUCAUCACCUAUUCUGUGGAUGAACCGAACUUUCAUAAUUUACCAUCUCAAGACUCUAAGCCUUGAUUCCCCCGAGCUCAAUAGUUUGGGCAACACACAAAAUGCCAGUGGAACACAGCAGGCUAGGCAGCAUCUAUAGAGAGAAGCACUGUCGAUGUUUCAGGCCGAGUCCCUUCGUCAGGACUACCUGAAAGGAAAGAUAGUAAGAGAUUUGAAAGUUGGAGGAUGAGGGGGAAAUGUGAAAGAUAGAAGACCAGAGGGGGUGGGGUGAAGCUGAGAGCUGGAAAGGUGAUUGGCAAAAGGGAUACAAAACUGGAGAAGGGACAGCAUCAUGGGACGGGAGGCUUCGGGAGAAAGAAAGGGGGAGGGGAGCACCAGAGGGAGUUGGAGAACAGGCAGAGUGAUGGUUAGAGAAAGAGGGAACAAAAAAUCUAAAUAUAUCACGGAUGGGGUGAGAAGGUGAGGAGUGGUGUUAACGGAAGUUAGAAAAGUCAAUGUUCAUGCCAUCAGGUUGGAGGCUACCCAGCCGGUAGAUAGGGUGUUGUUCCUCCAAACUGAGUGUGGCUUCAUCUUGACAGUAGAGGAGGCCAUGGCCUAUUCUACUUUGAUAGUUGAUGAAGCAGCUGAUUAUGUCCUAGUGAAACAGUCUGUGCUCAAAGCUUACGAUUUGGUCCCAGAAUCAUACAGGCAAAAAUUUGGAAAUUGAAGGAAAUUUGUGAAUCAGACUUAUCUGGCAUUUGCUUCUCAGAAGUCUGUGUGUUUUGACCACUGAUGCACGUAUAAAAAUAUAAAUGAUGAUUUUACCGAUAGAAGGAGUUGGUUUUAAUUGAAGAAUUCGAAAGGUGCGUCCCUGAUGACAUAAAGAGAUAUUUAGAUGACAAGGAUGCUGCCACUUUGCAGGAGUCUGCUGGAUUAGCAGAUGAGUUUGCUUUAACUCAUAAGGUUAAGUUUACCCCGAAUAAGAGCUUCCAAAAGAAUAGCAGGAAUCACCAGGGCAAACCAGAAAUUAAAGUUUGGACUAGUGAUAAGAGUAAGGAUGAAGGGAAGCAGUUGAAGGAGAAAUAUUCUGGUCCUACUUGUUACUGUUGUAGGAAAGCUGGUUAUGUGAUGGAUAAUUGUUCUGUCCUGAAGAAUAAAAAGGUAAAGGAGGCAGUCCCAAAUGCCUGUGUUGAAGCUUCUAUAAACCCAGAGGGUUCUGAACAUUCUGUUGAGGCUCAGUUAAGGUCUGAGAGGUCUGACUGAGUUAAGAAAGGUUCGAACAUUUUAUGUCAGAUGGGAUUGUAUUAGUAAAUGAAUUGGUACCAGUGAAAAUUCUGAAAAGAGGAUGCUGUCCAAUUUACUGGGGCUUCUCAGUCACUCAUUCUAGGAGGCUGUGGUGGCCAGUGCUAUAAUAUUUGCUGUUGUGUACUGGGGCAGCAGGCUAGGGUAGCAGACACCAACAGAAUCAACAAACUCAUUCGUAAGGCCAGUGAUGUUGUGGGGGUGGAACUGGACUCUCUGACGGUGGUGUCUGAAAAGAGGAUGCUGUCCAAGUUGCAUGCCAUCUUGGACAAUGACUCCCAUCCACUGCAUAAUGUACUGGUUAGACACAGGAGUACAUUCAGCCAGAGACUCAUUCUACCGAGAUGUAACACAGUGUCAUAAGAAGUCAUUCUUACCUGUGGCCAUCAAACUUCACAACUCCUCCCUCGGAGUGUCAGACACCCAGAGCCAAUAGGCUGGUCCUGGACUUAUUUCCGCUUCCAUAAUUAACAUUAUUAUUUAAUUAUUUAUGGUUUUAUAUUGCUAUAUUUCUUCACUAUUCUUGGUUGGUGUGGCUGUAACCAAACCCAAUUUCCCUUGGGAUCAAUAAAGUAUGUCUGUCUGUACGUUAGACAGCAUUCUAAAGUUUGGCGAUGAGACUGACA
Molecule: messenger RNA, 4123 nt
Organism: Hypanus sabinus (Atlantic stingray)
Lineage: Eukaryota; Metazoa; Chordata; Chondrichthyes; Myliobatiformes; Dasyatidae
Product: gastrula zinc finger protein XlCGF26.1-like
Exons: 1
Coding region: 480-1700 (406 amino acids)
Biological process (GO): regulation of transcription by RNA polymerase II
Molecular function (GO): DNA-binding transcription factor activity, RNA polymerase II-specific; RNA polymerase II cis-regulatory region sequence-specific DNA binding
Source: RefSeq, a predicted model, not a curated record